CCACCUGCACGUCAGUCUGCACAAUUGCCUGCUGCCGGUUAGAGGUGUUUACACUAGGAGUGAACUAAGUAUUAUGGAUGCACAAGGAAACAAAGGUCCGGAAGUGACUGACUAUAUCGACCACUCCAUGAUGGAGGCGGCCCUGAAGAGGUAUUUGUCGUGUGACACCAUCACGGUGGAGUCCAUCGUGGUGGAACCGGCGAACAAGGCUGGAGCCGGCUACGGCAGCCAGAUGUCCAGGGUGAGGGUCGCCUUCAGGAAGGGUGAAGGAGAGGCGGCUCAGCAGCUGCCUUUGAUCGUGAAGGCCACACUUAGCGCGGCGGAGUGGGAGCAUAUGGGGCAGUGGUACGUGUUCAAGACGGAGGCGCUGGUGCUGGCCGAGGUGAUGCCCACAGCGCACGAGGCUCUGAAACGGGUGGAAGGCGCGUCUUUCCGGCCACUGACGGCCAUGUGCCUGCACCACGGCGCCACACCCAGGGCCUUCCUCGUGCUGGACGACCUCGUAGCUGCCGGCUAUCGAUUGGCGGACUCCGAUCGACCUCUCGACUACCAGCACUGCGAGGUGGUGAUGCGAGCGUACGCGCGCCUCCACGCCGGCACUGCCUACGCGCUCAGCAAGCGCCCCGACUACGGCGUCCAACUCGAUAUGGAUUACUUCACCGCCGACAACGCGGAGUUUAUGCUGCGGUCGAUUACGCAGUGUAUGUUUUCUGCUCUCGCCGAUUUCGUGACGAGAGUUCCCAACUAUGAACACUACGCCGCCAAGUAUUUGGGACUCGCAGAUACCUUGUUGCCACUAAUGAGAAAGGCAUUGAAGAAGAAAGUUCAAGAUACUAAACUCAAGGUGCUGGUUCAUGGUGACUGCUGGAAGAACAACAUGAUGUUCAAGUACUCAUCAGGGGAGGUUGUUGAUGUACGCUUCGUAGAUUUUCAGCUAACGCACGUGUCCAGCCCUGCACGCGACCUGGUGUACUUCCUGUACGCGAACGCUGUCGUGGACGUGCACGAGCGCCUGCCUUCGCUGCUGGAGACCUACCACUCACAGCUGCAGGCGUCGCUGCGUGCUCUGGGAAUGGCAGCUGCGGCGGACGCCUACCCGCUGGACGAACUGCUCAAGGACAUGGAGGACCUGAACUACUUCGCCCUGUACAACUCCUCCUGCAGUGGUUUCACACUCUCCUCACAUCGCGUCGGGGAGAAGUUCUCGCAAGCUAUGCGGGACCUUAAUUUUCAGCCAGACGCAUUCUACGGCAUGUAUGACAACGAGUACUCCGGGCCCUACGUGCAGUACGUCAUACGUCGCUUCGAGAGUAAGGGGCUCCUGCUGUCCCACCACGGUAGUCACGGCGAGCAAUCAGAUCCAACGACCGUUUCGUCCACCGGCUUCUGCCCGCUGCUUGUUGCCCGCUCGCUCUCCACCACCAGACUCCUCGUCCGCUACCUCUUCUCUCCACCUGACCUCGCGGUGAUGUCUGUAUCGCUUCGCCUGUGCCGCAGCGCCGCCAAGGUGUUGUUCAGCCACCACUGCACCGCCGGUGGCACGGACUGCAACAGCCGCUUUCACCGGGUAUUUAUGCCGUGCACGUUGUUCUCCGGCGCAGAUAUCUCUGCAACAUCUGACGGUGAUAAGGCGCUCCUCCCGAUAAAGGCAUCUGCAGGCAACAACCGAUUAUGUACAUCUGAGCGCCAGUCUGCGCAAUUGCCUGUCGCUGUUUUGGUGUUUCAGGUCGGAGUGAAUUUACUGAGAACGAUGGAUGCGCCAGGAAGCAGUGGUCCGGAAGUGACUGACUAUAUCGACCACUCUAUGGUGGAGGCGGCCCUGAAGAGACAUUUCUCGUGUGACACCAUCACGGUGGAGUCCAUCGUGGUGGAGCCGGCGAACAAGGUCGGCGCCGGCUACAGCAGCCAGAUGUCCAGGGUGACGGUCGCCUUCAGGAAGGGCGAGGAAGAGGCGACUCAGCAGCUGCCGUUGAUCGUGAAGGCCGACCAUAGCAGAGUGGGGGCGCAGCAGCAGGUCCGUAAGUGGGACGUAUUCAAGACGGAGGCGCUGGUGCUGGGCGAGGUGAUGUCCACAGCGCACGAGGCUCUGCAGCGGGUGGAGGGCACGUCUUUCCGGCCACUGGCGGCCACGUGUCUGCACCACGGCGCCACACCAAGGGCCUUCCUCGUGCUGGACGACCUGGUGGCCGCUGGCUAUCGACUGGCGGACGCAGAUCGACCUCUCGACUACCAGCACUGCGAGGUGGUGAUGCGAGCGUACGCGCGCCUCCAUGCUGGUACAGCCUACGUGCUCAGCAAGCUCCCAAAUUGCGGUGCCCAACUCCAUGUCGAUUACUUCAGCGCUGAGGACAUAGAGUUUAUUCUGCGGCCGAUGAUGCAAAGUACGUUUUCCGCUGUUGCCGAUUUCGUGAAAAGAAUUCCUAGCUAUGAACACUGUGCAGACAAGUAUAUGGAGCUCACAGAUACAUUACUGCCACUGAUGAGAAAGACGUUGAAGAAAAAAGUACAAGAUACUAAGCUGAAGGUACUGGUUCAUGGUGACUGCUGGAAGAACAACAUGAUGUUCAAGUACUCAUCAGGGGAGGUUGUUGAUGUGCGGUUCGUCGAUUUUCAGAUGACACACGUGUCCAGCCCUGCCCGAGACCUGGCAUACUUCCUGUACGCGAACACCGGCCUGGAUGUGCACGAGCGCCUGCCUUCGCUGCUGGAGACCUACCACUCACAGCUGCAGGCGUCGCUGCGCGCGCUGGGGAUGGCAGCUGCGGCGGACGCUUACCCGCUGGACGAACUGCUCAAGGACAUGGAGGACCUGAAGCAUUUCACCCUUUACACUUCCACCUUCUGUGGUUUCGUGGUCUCCUCGGAGCGCGUCGGAGACAAAUUCACGCGAGCUCUACAGGACUUCAAUUUUCAGCAAGACACAUUGUAUGGCGUGUACGACAACGAAUACUCCCGACCAUAUAUGCAGUACAUCAUACGACACUUCGAGAGUAAGGGGCUCCUGUGA
This is a messenger RNA of Schistocerca americana (American grasshopper), 3007 nucleotides long. RefSeq lists its product as uncharacterized. The record is from RefSeq and is a predicted model, not a curated record. NCBI's taxonomy places the organism in Eukaryota, Metazoa, Arthropoda, Insecta, Orthoptera, Acrididae. The transcript has 9 exons. Bases 74 to 3007 code for a protein of 977 amino acids.